Messenger RNA from Diachasma alloeum, 3318 nucleotides. Its product is annotated as lysocardiolipin acyltransferase 1. Gene Ontology annotation, molecular function: acyltransferase activity. The record is from RefSeq and is a predicted model, not a curated record. Gene Ontology annotation, cellular component: endomembrane system. The coding region runs from base 191 to 1303 and encodes 370 amino acids. Lineage: Eukaryota; Metazoa; Arthropoda; Insecta; Hymenoptera; Braconidae. The transcript is spliced from 4 exons.
AAAGGGGGGAAGUAUCCAGAGAAAACUACAAAGGGUGGAGUUGAAAUGUUAGUUAAGGGUGUAGUCGGAGGGAUGUCGAGACACGAGAAAGAAGCCCCGAGCGGUUAAAAUGCUCGUACGGAAGCCAAAUCAAGAGCAUCAUCUUGUCAGUCGGUUAGUCAACGCUCGGUGCUGGUGAAAUGAGGCUGGGAUGGUGACGCGUGAGUUUGUCUGUGGCAUAAUCUACUGUGCCCUGUGGUACGGAAGUAUCGUUGCUGGGUUUCUAUUCAUCGCUUGUCCACUACUUCCGCUUUUGAUUCUAUCACCUCCGAAGUUUCGAAAAUGCGGGGAUUUACUGUUCUCGUAUUGGGAGCUGUACCCCACGGCACUGCUGGAGAUGUUCGGAGUGAAGGUGAUAGUAUCGGGUGACCAUAUAUCGCCUAAUGAGUCGGCCAUACUCGUGAUGAAUCAUCGGACCCGUGUCGACUGGAACUUCCUUUGGGCGGCGAUGUACCAGGCGUGCAUGCCUAGUGUCGCUGCCCACAAGCUCAAGUUCAUCCUGAAGGAUCCGAUUCGUCACAUCCCAGGACCAGGUUGGAUAAUGCAGAUGAACGGUUUCCUUUACAUAACUCGUCGUUGGGAAGAGGACAAAGGCCGGCUGUCCCGCACACUCGACUACCUCGUGGCCCUCCAGCGUCACACCCAGCUCCUAAUCUUCCCCGAGGGGACAGACCUCACCCCCAGCAGCAAGGAAAAAUCCGACAAAUUCGCAGCUAAAAAUAAUCUCCCCCAUUACUCUCACACUCUCCACCCGAAGACAACGGGUUUCACUCACCUAGCCCGCCACCUCCAAGGCUCGCAGUACCUGGACGCCGUCUACGACCUGACCAUAGGCUACCCCGACUACGUGCCCCAAUCGGAGAUCGAUCUCAUCCGUGGAAGAAUGCCGAGGGAGGUGCAUUUCCACGUGACGAGAAUUCCCUCGUCUGAGGUACCUAACGACGAAGAGGGACUGAGGAAAUGGUUAGAGGGGAGGUGGAGCGCCAAGGAGAAGAUGCUGUCGACCUUCUCCGAGGAGAAACAAUUUGUCACCGAUCCGUGGAGAUUUCCAAUGACAAUUUCCCUGAGGAUAGCCUUUGGAUUUUGGACGAUCUUAACGAUCACGGCUGCCCUUAUGCUGAUCACUUCCACUUGGUUUCAAUUAUGGACACUCGCACAUGCAAUUUUUUUUGUCUGUCUGUCGAUAUUCAGUACCGGGUUCAGUCAGCUGGAGAUCGGCUACUACUGGAAGUGGAAGAACUUUUCGAAGAGUAAAGAGCAUUAAAAGUGGGGAGAACUGAUUUUGGGGGAGUCUUUCUGGGAAUAUCUCGACAGCUGAGGACAGGAAUUCAUGGCCAGAUAUGAAUGUAUGUUGAGACCUGAAAUUCUGUUCAUAUUCAAUUUUAUGUCGAGAUUGGAAUUUACGUUCAAACUGGAGAUCAUGUCUGACAGACCUGAAUUCAUUUCUAGACAGGACUUUAUGUCUGGGCAUUAAUUCAGGUCUGAAAAUUAAUUCAAUUUUCGCAGCCCUGAAUUCAUGCCUAGACAUGAAUAUCUGGAAAUGUGGUAGACCUGAAGUCAUGUUCAGAAAUAAAUUACUGUCUGGAAAUAUAGUGGACCUGAAUUAAUGUUCAGAAAUUAACUCGGAACUGUGCAUGUAUUCAGGUCUAUGAAAUUCGAAUUUAUUUCCAGACAGGAAUUCAUGCCUGAAAGACCUGACUUCAUUUUCAGACAGGAAUUUAUGUCUGGGCAUGAAUUUGUCUGAAAAUGAAUUCAAUUCUUGCAGUCCUAAAUUCAUGCCGAGGCAGGAAUGUCUGGAAAUGUAGUAGACCUGAAUUGAUGACCAGAAAUUAAUUCCUGUCUGCGAAUGAAUUCGGUUCUACAAAAUCGGCAUUUAUUUCCAGACUGGAAUUCAAGUCUCGAUAUGAAUUCAGGUUUGAAAGACCUUAAUUUAUUUCUGGACAGGAACUUAUGCUAGGAUCUGAAUUUAUUUCGAGACAUAAAAUUCAUGUUCAGACCUGGAAUCACAUUCUCGAUUUUCUAUUCAGAUAGGAAUUUAUGUCUGGACAGGAAUUCACGCCUGGAAAACAAAUUUUCAACUCAAUCUGAAUUCAUUUCUAAACCUGAGAUCAUGUCCGGACAUAUGAACUCCGGUCCGAAACAAAAUUCAUAUCUAGACACAGAAAUUCCUGUCCAGACCUAAAUUCAUGUCCAGACUUGAGUGAUGAUAUCUUUAAAAUGGGAUCGAACGAAAACUAAAUACAAAGAAGGUGUCCACACGAAUUUUGAUAUCUUUUAAAUUCCGAUAUAUUUACCAAUCUAACGCAUCCCGUUUCACCACUUCACUAGUUUAUUUUCGGUCAGGAAAUCCUGCACCUGUAGGGGACCUUGUGGCGUAGCACUGUGAUAUUGAUGUACAUAGGUAUAGGUUUGUGUACAGACAUAGGGAGAAACGCCAGUACCGGAAAUACUAAUUAAGAAAAUUUGUCUUUAGUGAUUGGAAUUCCUAUUUUCCUGUCGUAAACUGAUUCUCAUAAAUGACAGAAUCAUUAGUCUGAUCAAUCGUUAAUUUUGAUGCAUAAAAAAUAUCAAAUCCAUUAUUAUUCAUAAAGACAAUUUUUAGAACACGAGAAGAAUUAGAAGUAGAGUAAAUCUUUAGAAUUGCAAGUAAAUCCCCAAUUUUUCACAUUAGAAAUUGAUUUUUGUUGACGGAAAUUUACGUUAGUGAAAUCUGGCAAAAUCUCUAGCCAUUUUUUUUUCAAUAUUUACAUCAUAUUAAUGAGUAAUUGACUCCAUAAUUUAUGGAUAAAAAAAAUGAAGAUGUUAGAUUAUAUUUUUUCUGAAUGUCUAGCAAUAAUUUAGAGUUAAGAAACAUGAAAAUGUGAAUUCACGUGCCAAAUGAAUAAAAAUUAAACAAAACUUCUAAUGAAGUUGUCAUCUCUAACUCGGAGAUGGAAUUUACGAUUAACUUAGCUAGUCUCAUGUGAUGAGUAAUAUCUAUAUUGAUAAAUAUACUCCUGUUUUAAUCGAUAAUGUAAAUAAUAAAAAGUACCUUCGGUGUUAAUUGGGAAGAUAAAACUGUCGAACACUAUACAAAUCACUGAUACAUGACAACAAUCCUAUCGUCUGUGUAAUGAAUAAUCAUUGUGUACCUUCUCGUACCUUGUGUAGGCUCGUGUUACUGGAAUAAGUACAAGUUAAUCUAAUUGUGUAGCCGAAAUGUCUGGUCAUAGUGUAAUCGUGUAAUCGUGAGGAAAAACAAGACAAAUAUAUGGAAAAUUUAAAAGUAAUUCAUUUAUU